This is a messenger RNA of Cladocopium goreaui, 1464 nucleotides long. The record is from the annotation of a GenBank genome assembly. Lineage: Eukaryota; Dinophyceae; Suessiales; Symbiodiniaceae.
AUGCGGACACUGCGAAGCUUGGUCACUGCCUCGCUUACGAAGGGAUUGCAGAGGCGGCGAUGGUCUCCGCACUCGUGCGAGCCAUUGUGGUUUGGUACAUCUCACCCGUCCAGCAGCAGCAGAAGCUGCGGCAGUGUUAAGAACGACUCUCCAGAGACACCAGCAAAAUCCGCCAAAGAGGUGGAUCCGGAGGUGAUGAGAAAUAUCCAAAAUCUCAUUGAGGGACUGGCAUAUAACAGCCCUGCGGCUUUGAAGGACCUCUUUGAGUUGAGUUGCGAGCAGUUCAUGAAGUACGGCCACCGUCGUUCGGAGAGUCAAAAACACCUUGAGGUCAUGGAAGAGUCUUUCAGAACGAGAGCCAGACAAAUCAUCAAAAAUAGAACGGAUGAAGGCCCUCUUCAGGAUGGAUUGCUGAAGAGCUUGGAUGGCUGCUACCAGAGCCUUGAGAUCUUGCAGGGGCGGCUGGACGAUGUUGUGAACGCCAAGCAUCGCGUCGACGACGAGGAGGUUGAAGGUGAUGAACACGAGCCCAUCGUUGUGAAAGACUCGAAGGAGUGGCACGGCACGGAGGCGCAUCCCUGCCACCAGCGCUGGGUGAUGGAUGCUGAGGUGGACUACCAGAGUGAACUCCAAAGAACUGAGCGAAAGGGGAGGAUUCUGGAUGUGGAGACGAGUAUCCUCUUGAGCAACUUGCCGGAUCCCUGUGAGGAGGAGAUGGUGAAGGCUAGUCUCACUGCUUGCGGUGAAAUUGCCCAUGUUGAGAUCUGCAAUGAGUGGAAGGAGAUGGUUGAGGCAACAAGGGAAGGCCCGGACACCAUGAUGAUGAAGGACGGAGAACUGGUGCGGAAGCCUCCUCCCAAGUAUUCCUUGUCCUAUGCUUUGAUCGAAUUCAAAGAAAUUGCAGGAAGACAGAGAGCCAUGAGGAAACUGUGUCGCUUGCACGGCAUCCUCAUCAAUGAGGUGCAGAGAGUUAAACUUUCGAAGCAAUGGAGUUUCCAAACCGUGGCGCGGCCCACCUAUCCGCAAGAUCUCCGUUUGAAGAGGUCCUUACUGCUUCGCGGUUUGCCAAUUCACAUGGAUCCCUCAGAGGUCCUACAGGCCGUGCUCCGUCGCCUGACUUCGGCGCGCGGAAAGCUGCUGAACUGUCGCGCCUUCCGAGUGAGAGGCGGCGGUCCGUUACAGCGCCUGGAGGUUCAGGUGGGUCCUGAUGGAUGUGAUGUUGAUCAAGAGCCUCCGGAGCUGAGCCCAGCGGCCGACCAUGAGACCUUGGACGACACUCUCCGAUGUUGCCCAGCGGGCAAUGGCGGUGAAAUGGUGCUGCGCUUCAAGAACUUUCAGGAGGCCUACAUCUCUCGAGAACGCUUGCAAGCUUUGGAGCUGGGAGGCCGCCGCGUCUUCGUGGGCUUUCCGCCCUGGCGGCCGCAAGCCGUGUGGAGCGAUUGCAGGGGCUAUGACUUGGAAGAG